AAAGGGGAGAUCCUUACAUGAUUAAAACACCCACAAUUGGCCACAUUGUAAAAAGUGUACAAAAAACUGCAUGUCUCCAAUUAAUGCAUACAAAAUUAUUAGACCCACAACGAAAUUCCCCAAUGGAACUCGAGGCGGAUCCACAGAGAUUUCCAGUCUUAAUUCGAGGUCUGCCUGAUGCACUAAAAGUUUAUGCUAAACAAUUUCAGGAGCGCAUAAAAGCAACCCCCAGACCUAGAAGAAGGGGUGCUCCAUCAGGAAUAACCUGGUUGGAGAUAGCCCAAGAAUUAAUAGCUACUGGUCAGCAGCUGGGGCUCUCUGGUAAGAGUGGCCAGAGAAUACACUGCAGGAGGGCAGGGAAGGUCCAAAAACCUGCCUCGCCAGGUAUUUGUCAACAAAAUGUGUCAUCUAGUGGGAGAAAGAGAUACAGUUUGUGGGUGGAAGGUGUUGUAAAAGGAAUUCCUGGAGAAGUGAUGGAUAAAUUACCCACUGCUAAUUUAGAAUACUUGAUAAAGCACUGGGAUAAGAUCAAAGAGCACAAGGCACCCCCUAAGGGCAGCCCCUCUAAGGAGUCCAACACCGUGAUCCCCUCAACCUCUCCAAAAACCGGACUAACCAGUUUGACCAGUUCUGAGUCAAGAAACUGGACUUACUCCUCUCAAGUAAAUAAGCCAAAAAAUAGCCAGUGGGUUUAUGAGACAAAGCUUACAGAAAACAACCAGGGAGAUUUGGUAAUCACUUUUCCUCUCGGCCCUUUUAAAUCUCUAGUUACAUUCGUGGUAGACACGGGUGCACAGGUCUCAGCACUCCAAACUGAAGCUGCUACUCAGUGUGGCAUUAAACCAGACAAAAAAAAGAUAUGGGUCACUGAUGCUUUUGGCAAAUCCCGACCCCAGUACACUGCUCCAGUGAAAUGCUGGUUACCUGGAGAUGAGACAGCCACAGAAACUAUCAUGAUUGUGGGGCCAUUACCAGCUAACAUCCUGGGGUUGGAUCUGCUAAAGGGGAGGGCCUGGACAGACGCCAGAGGGAGAGAAUGGGUGUUUGGUCUCCCAUCCCCCUCUGUCCGUCUGAGUUUAUUUGUUUUUUGGAGAAAACAUGUUCCAAACUUCUCUAUUAUUACUGCCCUAGUGACAUUAUGCCAGAUAAGAAAAGGAGUUGGAUAAAUAGAUAGUUCCUUCUUUUUAAUAAUAGGUCCAUAGUGGGCCAGAUUUCUUUUUUUUUUCUGCAGGAACCUGCCAG
This is a messenger RNA of Corapipo altera (White-ruffed manakin), 1242 nucleotides long. RefSeq lists its product as uncharacterized. Gene Ontology annotation, biological process: proteolysis. The transcript has 2 exons. Gene Ontology annotation, molecular function: aspartic-type endopeptidase activity. NCBI's taxonomy places the organism in Eukaryota, Metazoa, Chordata, Aves, Passeriformes, Pipridae. The record is from RefSeq and is a predicted model, not a curated record. Bases 18 to 1166 code for a protein of 382 amino acids.